UCAUAUAAUAAUAGAUAUGGUAAUUUCACACUUCAAUUAAUUGUGUAGUAUAUUUAUUUUGGUAUUUUUGACGUGUGACGUUCGAUAAAUUAAAAGCGGGAAUUUAUGUUUGGUGAUUUGGUUCUGCCGUGAAUUUUCUUAGAAUUCAUCAAUCGUAAAAAUGGCAGUGGUCGAAGAAGAUGAAAGUAUGCUAGAUGCGUUAUUAUCAGCAGCUUCGGACGAAUUGGAAUAUUCUGGAAAAAAUGGCAGAUCUCUAAAAGAUACCGAUUUAUUUCAAAGUGAAGACAGUGUGCCACAAGUUGCAGAAGACCCAAUCAAAAGUGUCGUUCGAAGCGGAGAUACGGAUUCUUCUGAAGAUGAAAGCAAUAGAAAUUGGGAAAGUAGCAAAUACAACCAGUGUGGAAAAGUCGUGAAAGAUAUUUUGGGUACUUCGCCUGUUGCAGGGAGUAGCACAAAACAAAGACUAUCGCUCUGGAAGAAAAAAUCUGCUCUGUCCCAACCGGUACAACCACCUUCAAAGGUUAAGGCACAAACUUUAGAAAAACAAGACGUUUAUUCCGAUCCCAUUUUUGGCAUGCGAAUAAUAAAUCCCAUGAUUUCGUCAGCGGUUCUACAAGAACGAAUGCUCGGACGUGAGGCAGUGUUUUUAUCUAGAAUUAGCUACCAUUUGCAGUUCAAAAAACAAGACAGUGAUUGGGUAAUUGCUGGGGUUAUAGUCAAUAAGAGUACCAUAAAGACUUCCCAGAAAGGAAAUCAAUACAGCAUUUGGACUUUAAGUGAUCUAAGGGAAGACAUAAAAACUGUUGCUGUGUUUUUAUUUAGUAGUGCUCACAGCCAGUUGUGGAAAACCAGUGUCGGGACUGUUGUUGGUUUACUGAAUCCCAAUGUUUUGGACAAGCGGGAUGGAUCGAAGGACGAGGCAAGUCUCAGCAUAGACAACCCACAAAAAGUAAUGAUCAUGGGUCAGUCCAAAGACUUUGGGACAUGCAAAAGCAUAAAGAAAAAUGGAGAAAAAUGCACUGCUAUAGUGAACAAAAAUCGAUGCGAGUUCUGUGUGUUCCACAUUAAACAAGAGUACCAAAAAUGUAGCAAGAGAUCAGAGUUGCAAGCUAACUUUUCAGGCAGAGGUUUAAUGGCUCUCAGGAACAAAGUGUUGGGAAAAAACGAAGUAUUUUAUGCUGGAAAAUCUUACAUGGCCAUACCAUCUAAAAAAAGUGCCAAACUGGAACUGAAGGAUACAAACCGGCUUCAGAGUUUGAAUUCUAGAUUCGACGGAACAAAUACAAACUCAAACAAUGUCUUCAAAGCUAAAACUAACUCGACGACGAAGAAAAAACAAAGCGCCGCUAGAUUGGACGUGUCACAGGCACAAAGGAUGAGAGAUAUUGAGUUGUUGAAAAAGUUGGGAGGGUCAAACAACUUGGAAACAAAAAAUAACUUUUCAGGGACACGAUCUUCGGAUAUAACAUUGGAAGAGUCCAAAAGCAUUGCUCUGAGCGUGAUCAACAAGCUCAAAGCUAAAAAACAGACCGAUGGAGUGAGCCAGGCUGACAAAACGGAAGUCACUGAUGACAAAAUUUCACCAUCUGAAUCCCAGAUAGCUGUUGAAAAGCAAAAUGGAAACUUGGUAGAUUAUGUUCAACUGGAAGUCAGUCAAAAAGAAAACAGUAGCAAAAGUGUUGAUUUGAAAGUCAAUCCAAAAGCGGAAGAAAAAUCCACUCCAAAGAAAAUGAACAGCAAGUCCGAAACCGGCACAAACUUGAGUGCAAAAGAACGACCACCUUUCUUUCAAAGUCCAUCAGCUAAUGGCCUAGGAUUUCCAAAGCUAUCCAGUCCAGGUUCAGGGAGUUUCAUAGACCUCAACAAGCCAGUCACACCCAGACAUGCCGACAGGGCCAAGCUGAAUGCCAUCAGAUUGAUCCAGGAAAAGGGCCCCCUGAAGAAAGCCAACCCAAACAAUCUGAAAGGUUCUGGCAAAAAAAGGUUUUUAGAAGAAAACUUGGAAGUUAACAGUCCGGCAAAGAAAAGCAAACUAGCUGAGAGUGACUUAAUAUCCCAGCGCUUCAAGAAAAUGAUGGCAGCCACAUCAAGCCACAUGGAUCUCCUGGAGGCCAGAGACGAAGAGGAGAAGGAAAAAUACUUUGACAAGCUCGAAGCCAAAGAAAGAAUGGAAGAGAAAAUGACUAGCACUUUCAAGAUCGCAUGUAAAGCGGUGAGGUGUCUCGUGUGCAAGUACACGAGCUUCUCAGCUGCGGAUCAAUGCAAGUCUGAGAGGCACCCGCUGAAGGUUUUCGAUGCGUUGAAAAGGUUUUUCAAGUGCGGGCAUUGCGGUAACAGGAUCGUGUGUCUUGAAGUUAUACCGACAGAAGCGUGCAAGAACUGCGGCAGUGGGAAAUGGGAGAGGACUGGCAUGAUGAAGGAGAAAGUUGUGACUGCUGCGCAUUCGCUGUCAAUAAGAGGAGGGGAACAGAAGUUUAUGAAUUCUGUGACGACAGACGCGAAUAUCAAUCUUUUAGUUCCUGAUUCGAGUUGAAGAAGGUUCUAGAGCAGCAAUAAUUUUAUGAAAUGUGAUAUAUUUAUGAUUGUUUUACUGAUUCAAGUCACUUCUGAAAUAUAUGAAUAAUUUUAGUAGAAAUUUUCAGUGCAUUAUUGUGAAGAUUAAUUUUUUGAAUA
Molecule: messenger RNA, 2673 nt
Organism: Leptinotarsa decemlineata (Colorado potato beetle)
Lineage: Eukaryota; Metazoa; Arthropoda; Insecta; Coleoptera; Chrysomelidae
Product: F-box protein pallbearer
Biological process (GO): DNA replication initiation; protein polyubiquitination; DNA replication
Cellular component (GO): nucleus; nuclear replication fork
Molecular function (GO): single-stranded DNA binding; DNA replication origin binding
Source: RefSeq, a predicted model, not a curated record